UAAUAUCUGAAACUGAAACUAAUUUACGUCAUUGUAGUUGGAAUAAUAACAUAGUUACACCUUGUAAAGAUAAGCUUAUCUUUUUAUAAUAUACUGCAACACUAUAUACAGUACCAACAUACAACGUGUAUAAAAUAUGAUUUUUACAGGUUAUAAUUUAAUUUACAGGUAAACCAAUCAUAACCUGUAAAAAACAACUAUGACUAAAUAAAUUCUUUGACCACAAAAGUGAAAAAAAGAAUUAUAAAUGGAACCCUCUUCCUUCCUUGUUAACUGCUAGUUUUUGAUUUCCUUCUUCUUCUUCUUCUUCUUCUUACUAUUAGUUCAUUAGUUAAGUUCAUUCAAAUACAUUCGUUUAUAUCAAAUCUUCAUUCAAAAGAGAUCUAAGAUAUAUAACCUCUCGUAUUUCAUAUAAAGUUCAUCAUCUAACUACUACACUACCACCAUAAAUAUGUUCAUCACUAACGAGCACGUCGGCGACAGAUCUCGUAUGGAAGAUUGGAGAAUUCGUGGUUACGAUCCUUUAACUCCUCCUGAUUUAUUACAACAUGAAUACCAAUUAACUGAAGCUUCUCAAAAAGUGAUUUUAAGGGGUAGAAAUGGCGCUGUUGAUAUCUUGAAUGGUAAAGAUGAUAGAUUAAUCAUAGUUAUUGGUCCAUGUUCUAUACAUGAUCCUGAAGCUGCUAAAGAUUAUGCUAAUAGAUUAUAUGAACAAUCUGAAAAACAUAAAGGGGAAUUAUUAAUUGUUAUGAGAGCUUAUUUAGAAAAACCAAGAACCACUGUUGGUUGGAAAGGGUUAAUUAAUGAUCCUGAAAUUGAUGGUUCAUUUCAAAUUAAUAAAGGGUUAAGAAUUGCCAGAAAAUUAUUUGUUGAAUUAACUUCAAAAUUACCUAUUGCAGGGGAAAUGUUGGAUACUAUUUCUCCUCAAUUUUUAUCUGAUUUAUUUUCUGUUGGUGCUAUUGGAGCUAGAACUACUGAAUCUCAAUUACAUCGUGAAUUAGCUUCUGGUUUAUCAUUCCCAGUUGGAUUUAAAAAUGGUACUGAUGGUACCUUAGGAGUUGCUGUUGAUGCCAUGAGAGCUGCUUCUCAUCCUCAUCAUUUCCUUUCUGUUACUAAACCUGGUAUUGUUGCUAUUGUUGGUACUGAUGGUAAUAAAGAUACUUUUGUUAUUUUAAGAGGUGGUAAAAAGGGAACUAAUUUUGAUGAAGAAUCAGUUAAAGAAACUCAAGAACAAUUAAUUAAAAGUAAAAUUGUUACUGAAUCAAACCCAGGUCCAAGAAUUAUGGUUGAUUGUUCUCAUGGUAAUUCAAAUAAAGAUCAUAGAAAUCAACCAAAAGUAGCUGCUGUUGUAGCUGAUCAAAUUGCUAGAGGUUCUACUGCCAUUUGUGGUUUAAUGAUUGAAUCUAAUAUCAAUGAAGGUAGACAAGAUGUUCCACCUUUAGAACAAGGAGGUAAAUCUGCUUUGAAAUAUGGUUGUUCUAUCACUGAUGCUUGUAUUGGUUGGGAUAAUACUAUUGAAGUUUUAGAUGUUUUAGCCAAUGCUAUUAAAACCAGAAGAUCUUUACAAAAGUAAAAUUGAUCAACCUAAUUAAUUAAAAAAAAAAAAAUAAAGAAUUACUUACUGUUGGAUUAUUAAAAAUGUUAUAAAUUACUUAUAAAAAAAAAUUUGGACUGAUGAUUAUCAUUAUCAGUCUUAGCUAUGUAUAUAUGUGUUAAAUUGUAUUCCUCCCAUAGGAGGAUCGCAAAUAAACAACCUUAACCUUAAAGGAGUCAAAAAGUGUAGAUGUUGCAAUUGAAAUAGGGAUAACAAUGAAGAUGAGUGUGUGGGUUGUUAAUUUGAAAU
Messenger RNA from Scheffersomyces coipomensis, 1843 nucleotides. It is a transcript of the gene ARO3, whose product is annotated as 3-deoxy-7-phosphoheptulonate synthase. Bases 452 to 1573 code for a protein of 373 amino acids. Gene Ontology annotation, cellular component: cytoplasm. NCBI's taxonomy places the organism in Eukaryota, Fungi, Ascomycota, Pichiomycetes, Serinales, Debaryomycetaceae. Gene Ontology annotation, molecular function: 3-deoxy-7-phosphoheptulonate synthase activity. The transcript has 2 exons. Gene Ontology annotation, biological process: aromatic amino acid biosynthetic process. The record is from RefSeq and is a predicted model, not a curated record.